This is a messenger RNA of Drosophila ananassae, 843 nucleotides long. RefSeq lists its product as uncharacterized. The record is from RefSeq and is a predicted model, not a curated record. Lineage: Eukaryota; Metazoa; Arthropoda; Insecta; Diptera; Drosophilidae. The transcript has 5 exons. The coding region runs from base 71 to 811 and encodes 246 amino acids.
ACUGAACGUCAAUUGCUUUUUCAGUUGCUUGCCGAACAUUGUGGAGAUCUGAGGUGUAGGGAAUCAGAAAAUGUCUUCCAGUAAAUACUUUUUUGGACUUUUUAUCCUUUUGACAAUCUACUUGGAUGUGGUUGAUCCAUUUGUGGCCUUUACUCCUGCCAGUACCCAUGGUAUCUUUGCCGCAUUAGCUGUACCCUUGGAGUUGCCCCACCGCAACGUUUUCGUUUCUUAUAAUUUUGAGGCCAACUACAAUUUACCCGAAAAAUGGGACAAAUGGACAAUAUUUCAAAAUGGUCCCAUUGAAUCGGAAGAAGUUGUAGACACGGAUGCAGAUGCAGAGACAGAUACCGACACCGGUGAAGAGUCAUCUAGAAAAUUGGCUGAUGGUUGCCAUAAUUGCACCAAGGAGGAAUCCAAUCAAGGACAAGACAAGGAGGAAGAGACAGAAACACCCAGAAGUGAAAGAAAAGUUCGAUCUCUGUUAACUCGAACCAAUAUAUAUCGUAUUUUUAUAGACAAGUUGAAAAGGAGCGGUUUCCAAGGCGAGUCGUGCUUACUCCGAUUAAUUUGUGAGACUACAGCUGCUCAACUUGAUGAAUUCAAUGGUGUAUUGGGAAGCAUAAUGCAUGUGCUUCUGAGUCCCAGCACUUCGGAAUCAGAGAAUCUUCCCCUGCGCUAUUACCAAGCUGAGCAUGAUGGCUGGAACGAUCAUUGUCACUUUUAUGAGCCCGGAUGCGGCGAAAGUCUUCUGGAACUUGUAUCAGAACCCUUCGAAGCCAUUCUUAACCACAUUGAAACCAAUAAAGUUUAGGCUUUCUCAUAUUCAGAACAACCCGUCUGGCC